This is a messenger RNA of Acipenser ruthenus (sterlet), 5148 nucleotides long. Its product is annotated as zinc finger protein 501-like. The coding region runs from base 214 to 1725 and encodes 503 amino acids. Gene Ontology annotation, molecular function: DNA-binding transcription repressor activity, RNA polymerase II-specific. Lineage: Eukaryota; Metazoa; Chordata; Actinopteri; Acipenseriformes; Acipenseridae. The transcript has 2 exons. The record is from RefSeq and is a predicted model, not a curated record. Gene Ontology annotation, biological process: negative regulation of transcription by RNA polymerase II.
CUCAGACAAAGACAACAUUAGCUCAUUUCACAGAUGUUUCUUGGUGGCACUGGUUUCACCCGAUGCGGGGAAUCUUUAGAUCUGCGAACCAUCGGAACCGGAAGUUCCUUUGUUUGAGCAACUUGGAGAAAAAGACGAGAAAACAGAAGGAAUAGAAGAUAGAGAGAGAAAGAGAGCGGACUGCCUUAUCUUGGUGAAAGCCAAGGAACAAAGAUGGAGGUUCUGGAAUUGGUACAUAUCUGCAUUAAACAGGAGAUGCCUGAACUGGAAUCUGUCCACAUUAAAGAAGAGGAGACUGAACUGGAGUCUGUCCACAUUAAGGAAGAAGAGACUGAACUGGAGUCUGUCCACAUUAAAGAAGAGGAGACUGAACUGGAGCCUGUCCACAUUGAAGAAGAGGAGACUGAACUGGAGCCUGUCCACUUUAAAGAAGAGACUGUACUGGAGUCUGUCCACAUUAAAGAAGAGACUGAACUGGAGUCUGUCCACAUUAAAGAAGAGGAGACUGAACUGGAGCCUGUCCACAUUAAGGAAGAAGAGACUGAACUGGAGUCUGUCCACAUUAAAGAAGAAGAGACUGAACUGCAGUCUGUACACAUUAAAGAAGAGUCUAUUGACUUGUUUAAGGAUUCAGAAAACCUAUCCCGACCAAAGAUAUCACGUCGCUGUACUGAAUGUGGUAAGAGCUUCAGUCGGUUAGGAAGCCUAAAAACACACCAGCGAAUUCACACUGGAGAGAAGCCGCAUCAAUGUACUGAAUGUGGAAAGAGCUUCUGUCAGUUAGGAGACCUAAAAAAACACCAUAAAACUCACACUGGAGAGAAGCCAUAUUACUGUACUGAAUGUGGUGAGAGAUUCAGUGAGUCAGGAAACCUAAAUAGACACCAGAGAAUUCACACUGGAGAGAAGCCGUAUCACUGUUCUGAAUGUAGGGAGAGCUUCAGUCGCUUAGAAAACCUAAAAACACACAAGCGAAUUCAUACUGGAGAGAAGCAGUAUCACUGUACUGAGUGUGGGGAGAGUUUCAGACAAUCAGAUACCCUAAAAAAACACCAGCGAAUUCACACUGGAGUGAAGCCAUAUCACUGUACUGAAUGUGGGAGGAGCUUCACAGAAUUGGGACACCUAAAAACACACCAACGAAUUCACACUGGAGAGAAACCGUAUCACUGUAAUGAAUGUGGGAGGAGCUUCAUUGAAUCGGGACACCUAAAAACACACCAACGAAUUCACACUGGAGAGAAGCCGUAUCACUGUACAGAAUGUGGGAGGAGCUUCAUUGAAUCGGGACACCUAAAAAGACACCAGCGAAUACACACUGGAGAGAAGCCAUAUCACUGUACUGAAUGUUGGAAGAGCUUCAGACAGUCGGACACCCUAAAAAAACAUCAGCGAAUUCACACUGGAGAGAAGCCAUAUCACUGUACUGAAUGUUGGAAGAGCUUUAGACAGUCAGACAUCCUAAAAAGACACCAGCGAAUGCACACUGGAGAGAGGCCGUAUCACUGUAUAGAAUGUGGGAGGAGCUUUAUUGAAUCAGGACACCUAAAAAAACAUCAGCGAAUUCACACUGGGGAGAAGCCAUAUCACUGUCAUGAAUGUGGGAGGAGCUUCAUUGAAUCGGGACACCUAAAAACACACCAACGAAUUCACACUGGAGCCAGCCUCCCACCCUCCCAGUCCCUCACCUCUCCACCCUACUUGUUUGAAUGUGUGGAGAACUGACUUAUUCCUUGUCUCUCUCUCUCUCUCACAUCCUGCAGUAAAUGAGGGAGGGGGAACAGGAGUGAGAGGCAGCCUGAAUCCAGAGAAACUGAGAAGGGGAGCAUGUCAAACUGAAGGAGACAGACUAAUUCUUUCAGAAUGAACUGGAGAGCCCUGGGAUUCAGCUCCACUCCUGCCCCUGAAUUGGAAAUGAAUCUCACUCAUGCUGUGAGGAUUUAGGACAGAGUUACAGGGUCAUGCUAGUUAAAAGGGACACAUUAGAAAUAUAUGCCUUAUAUGUGUGAUAUGAACCCAACAUAUUAAACAAAGCUGCCAAUAACAUAUAUUAUAUUUUUAAAAUACAAUUUGAGCUAUAAAUGGCAUUGCUGUCCCAGUGUCGGUGCGUACAGUAAACGAUACAGAAGUGAAUUGUUUAAAAGCACCCAAAAACUAAGAAUAUCUUUAUGGGUGUUGCAGCAAUGUGUGCUUUAUCUUACUAGAAUGGCCUCUAAGCUAUUGCACCAGUGCAAACAUAAACUGAAACAACCUUGUGUUUUUUAAUUAUGUGUUUUAUUUCAAGUGGUGCACAUUUUGCAUUGGAGCAAAUGUGGUUUUGGUUUUGAAUGAAUUUAAAUGAAUGGACCUGCUUUGCUGAGUGUUUAAAUACUGAGAGACUCCAAGCUUGUUGUCUGCUGGAGCCCUACUUCAGUGCAAUGGGAUUGCAAUUCCUAUGUUUUUUUAUUGGGUAGAUUGCUGUAUGUCCAAUUAUUAUGACAGACCCACAAUAGUAGAGCUGUAAAAAUAUACUGUAAAACGGAAAAGGUUCAAGCAAACAAGUUAAACAUCUGCAAAACAUACAUGCUGCACAUUACCAUUAUUAAUACAUGCAGAGUUUAUACAGUUUAUGAAUAAUUGAUCUAAACAAUCUGCAGAAUGAAGUUGCCUUAGUAACAGAGCUGGUGCUUUUGUGGAAUCACCAUUAGUGUGAAUUCAUUUUGGGCAAAAUAUGGCUUGUUUGCUUGUAUUUUGUAUCAGUAUGCUGUCAUUAGAGUGACAAUACAGUACAUCCUAAGCCAAGCUUUGCUAUUUAGAAAGGAUUUCAUUCACAUUGAGUUUGAGUUCCUGUACAUUUUCCAGUAUCUCUAUGUAUAUAAAGGGUGUGUGAGAAAUUUGUAGUUGUAAUUGAAUGUACUUUGUAAAAUGACAUUUCAAAUCUUAAACUAUUAGACUUCAGAUGGUGUGAUGUUAAUUAAGUUUGUCUUCCCCCUUCCUUCCUUCCCCCUUAACAUUCUCUAGCCCUUUGCGGUCCAUUUAUUCAGCGCGUCUCAGGCACGUCCGGUCCAAUUUAUUUUAAACGCGCUGUUUAUUUUCCCCGCACUGUUUAAAAGUAUUUUUUUCACAGUAAAACAGGUUUAAAAGGCACUGCAUAUCAACAGGACACUCAGUAUUGCAUAUCCAGCCCCGCCCCACCCCGUUUUUCACAUACCUCUUCAUAGUAGUGCAUACCGAUAAAUCAUCUCCUGAUCACUCGUUUUUAUCACCAAACUCCUCAAUAAUGUGAUCCAAGUAAUUUUAUUAUAAUAACAUCUCAAAAAGCUCUGCAAAUGUCUGUGAUAUUCUUUGAGCGCUGGAUGCAGAAGCAGCUAUCCUUGUUUGUCAGUGUUAUCUCUGUGGUGCAGGGGCUAUUUGUAUUGCUCAGAUCUGUCCCCUUUUUUUCCCGGUUCCUAUCGGUCUCACUAGGCCAUUGAAAGAUUUUCUCUGCUUUUUCCGGAGAAAAAAUGACUAGAGACCUGUGCUUGACAUCUUUUUGAUGACCGGAAAGGGAAAAUUGUAAUGUCGGACCUGGUCCGACAUAAGACCGCAAAGGGCUAGAUCUACUUCAAAGGACUAGAUAUUAGUAAAGGAGGGUAGUAAAGAUUUCAGUUGGUGAACAGUUUAGAUUACCUGUUGUGCUGAGCUCCGUGAAGUUGCCCCACCUACAAACGUUGAGUCGUAUAUCAUUUGUUGUGCCGUUAAAACAAAAGUUUGUGCCGCUAUAGUUUUUAGAUAUUAACAAUAUUUUUUUAGGGGAGUGACGUCACUCAGCCCCCCUUCAAUAAUGGAGUUGAACCAAGCUUGUCUCAUUUGUUUGUGCUAUGUUUGUGUUGGUCACUGCUGUAAAAUGAAUGUUAGUGCUGUUUUCCUUCAAGAUUUAUUCAUGAUUCUGUAUAGGGUUUGUUGUAUCUUAAAAUAAAAUAAACUUGAUUAUACUGAGUUUGUAUUUUUAGCAGUAUUAGCAAUAAAAAGUAAGUCUGUGAGCGUACGUGAUUUUUUUUUUUGAUCCCACGAUAUUUGCGAUGUGGAAAUUAUCCAUGUCAUAUCAAAAUAUCGAUAUUGGUGCCCACCCCUAGUUUAAACCAAAUAUGGGUCAUUCGUUUAUGUUGCUUACACAAGUCAGUACUAUCAAAAUAAAUAUGAAUAGCAAUGGAAGAAAGUCCAGUCUUUAUUUCAUCACUAGCAUAGCUUUAUUCUUGGGGGGUUUUUGUGCAUCUCAAAAUGUUCAAGUUCUACUUACUAUAUUCAGUCCUCUUGCCUUAAGUGUAUGUAUAUUAUGAGCACUGAUAUACUGUGAAAAACCCCAAUAUGUACAAUUACUUCCCUAGUGCUGUUCACACCCCCCUUCCCAAUAUGCACUGUCUUAAAGGAAUACUCUGGUAACACAGCACUGACCAGCUGACCUAGUGCUAACGAAUGGUAUUAUUAUUAUUAUUAUUAUUAUUAUUAUUAUUAUUAACAGUAUGUACAAAACAAUAAUUACAUUUACACAGGAUAUCAUGGGUUAUCGUUUGAAAAAUGUCCAUCUCUGUCACCGAAUGAAUAGUCCCACCCGCCAGAAUAAUACACAGUCCUGUGAAAUACAGCCCCCGACGCAUUCCUUAUGAAAUGUUCCUCUAUUAUUAUACUGAUUCAUUAUUAGCCUUUAUAUGGUCUUACUAAAUACUAUAGAUAACUAAAAGAAACAGGUGUGAUAACAUCCAUCAUCUUAUCAUUGUAACACAAAGAAGACUGUUGAAGAUGAAAUAUGUCCAUUGUUUCCAUGAUUUUCUGACUGCUUUAUGUCCUGGAUGUCUUAGCCUGCUGUGCCUCAGAUGUCUCAAUGCUUUUAAACAACACUAAAGUGGAAACAAUUUUAAAGACAAUUAAAGACAGUAAGUUUACCUUUGGUAUUAUAGUAAAUAAACAAGAUGUGGAGUAGUGGUUAGGGCUCUGGACUCUUGACCGGAGGGUUGUGGGUUCAAUCCCAGGUGGGGGACACUGCUGCUGUACCCUUGAGCAAGGUACUUUAUCUAGAUUGCUCCAGUAAAAACCCAACUGUAUAAAUGGGUAAUUGUAUGUAAAAAUAAUGUGAUAUCUUGUAACAAUUGUACGUCUCCCUGGAUAAGGGCGUCUGCUAAGAAAUACAUA